This is a messenger RNA of Schistocerca piceifrons (Central American locust), 2054 nucleotides long. RefSeq lists its product as uncharacterized. Bases 421 to 963 code for a protein of 180 amino acids. NCBI's taxonomy places the organism in Eukaryota, Metazoa, Arthropoda, Insecta, Orthoptera, Acrididae. The transcript is spliced from 2 exons. The record is from RefSeq and is a predicted model, not a curated record. Gene Ontology annotation, molecular function: sequence-specific DNA binding.
AAGUCAACUGCAAGAACUGCGAGAGAAAGAAGUCAUCCAUAGGACAUGUGAAGACCAUAACCUCAAGCAACCUGCCAACUGCAACGUAAACAACGAUCAGAAGAACAGAGUCCACAUAGGGAAAACGAGUUCAAAAUCUAACCUGAACGCCCAUUUAACUGAAAGAAGCCCUUGAUUACUUAGAGAAAAUUAUGGGUGAAGAUGACGAGCCAACAGCAUUGUAUUUACAACCCCCCGAAACCGAAGAUGGAGCUGUUAGCGGAGAUGAUGACAAGGAAGAUGAAGAAGGUGGGUUACCAGAUAACGUGUGCCGUGGACAGUUAAAAGAUAACUGUGAAAUAAUUAUGAAAAAUGGCAGCUGUAUUGAGACUAUUGAACAAAUAAAAUCCCGACAAAAUGUGGAAGCAGAAACUGGAAUAGAUGACAAAAUUUUGGAAAGUUUUAGAAUGUUUUCAACAAUCUGUGAGUACUAAUAAUGAAGAUAUUAUGAACAAUCAAUCUUGCAAGUCUUCAGUGGAGUUACAACAUGUUCAGUCAACAAGGUCUACGUGUAUAAUUCCACCAUUCAACAAGAACGCAGAUUUCAAAUGGGUAGAAGACAAAUCUGAACCAAUUACUGCUGUAUAUCCUCCCGCUAAUUACCAGGAUUGUUUGGGAAUGCCACCCAAUGAACAAUUUGAGAAAUUUUUCCAUGAUGCUAUAUUACAAAAUAUUUGUGAUGAGUCAGAAAAGUAUGCUAGAUUUCUUGAGAAGCCUAAUCCAAACAAUACCUUGGAAGAGUUGAAAGUCUUUAUUGGCAUUUUACUUGUAACUGACUACAACUAUCACCCAUGUGUACGAUCAUUUUGGGGCAAUGAUGGUGAUCUGAAGAAUGAAAUGGUCUCAAACGCUAUGCAAAGAAACAGCUUUCAACAGAUACUGCAGUUUCUUCACUUUGAGGGCAGUCGGAAAAAAAGGAAGUGAGGGGGAUAAAAUGUGGAAAUUAUAUCCCAUUACAGACCAUCUGAAAGCAAAUAUGCUACACAUUUCCAUCCCGAGCAGAAUCUUUAGUACGACGAUGUACGAUGGCAUACUUCGGACGUCAUGGCUGUAAGCAGUUUAUAAAGAGAAAACCACUGCGAUUUGGAUACAAGGUUUGGCCUUUAUGCACACAAGCAGGUUACCUAAUAAAUUUCAAAAUAUACCACAGUCAAAAUCCACGAACGAUUCAAGAGUAUGACUUGUGACUACGAUUGAUGAGUUUGAAACAGAUGUCCAGCAGCUCCAGUUCUCAUUUUAUUUUGAUAAUUUAUUUACUGGACUUCCAUUGUUAGCAGAACUGAAAUCUCUUGGGUUCUAUGGAACAGGAAAUAUCUGUGCAAACAGAAUUCCGAAAAACUGCCCACUUGAAAUCAAAACAGUUCUAAAGAAAAGGUCAAGAGGAUAUGUUACUUCUAUCAAAAUGGAGGAUACUGGUAUAAUUGUCACCAAAUGGUUACAUAAUGCUCUUGUAAAUGGUGCACCAAAAUCAUAUGGAAAGAAUCCCAUUUCACUGGUGCAGUGUUAUUCCAGAGAACACAAAAAGAAAAUCAGUGUUAGAAAACAACAGAUCACUGGGAGGCAUGGACCAAAAUGGACCUGAUGUAAACCUUUAUUGAACCGGGAAUCGUGGUAAAAAAUGGUGGAAUUGCAUCAUGGUUGGUUGAUGUGGGUGUGCAUAAUAGAAUUGCCCAUCCUACCAUAUCUCACUUAGAAUUUCGCCACCACAUUGCCAUCUACUACUGCAAUCACUAUGGAGAAAAUCCAAAGGCCCAGGACACAGGCGUGCAUUACAAGAUACAACUUAUGAAAAUCUAUGUUAUGAUGAACUUAACCAUUGUCCAGUUUCAACUGAGAAGAAAAGGAGAUGUGCUGGUGAAAACUGCUCCACAAUCAGUCGAACUGCAUGCUCAAAGUGUGAAACUGUACUAUGCAUAAAAUGUUUUCAAAAUUACCAUUUCAAAAUUUAAAAAAGGUACUAAACACAUGUACAAUAUUACUGUAUGUUCAUAUUUCAUGCAAAUAAUGAAAUUUCU